Messenger RNA from Fonsecaea pedrosoi CBS 271.37, 1203 nucleotides. RefSeq lists its product as uncharacterized. The transcript has a single exon. The record is from RefSeq and is a predicted model, not a curated record. Lineage: Eukaryota; Fungi; Ascomycota; Eurotiomycetes; Chaetothyriales; Herpotrichiellaceae. Gene Ontology annotation, molecular function: hydrolase activity, acting on ester bonds. Bases 1 to 1203 code for a protein of 400 amino acids.
AUGGCGGAGACCGACGAUGCCAAUGAUGCCAUCUGGCAAAUUGGCGUUUUUGACGCUCACUGUCAUCCCACCGAUAUCAUGGCCUCGAUCAAGGACAUCGCAAACAUGAAGGCAAGAGUUCUCACGAUCAUGGCCACCCGGUCUCAAGAUCAGGAAAUGGUUCUGGAGACUGCGAGGAAAUACAGGUUGAAGGACUCGAAUUCGGAUGCCAGAGAGAAUACCUCGAAAUACGUCGUUCCAGCGUUCGGAUGGCACCCUUGGUUCUCCCAUCAAAUGUACGACGACCUGAAGGGAGACGUACGUCCUAAUCAGAUUGAGCAUUACAAAGCGGUGUUGACCCCGACACCCGAUGACGAUGAGUUCUUGAAGAUUCUUCCUGCCCCUCGAUCGCUACGUGAGUUUCUCCGGGAGACGGAGCAGAAAGUGGAGGAGUUUCCCUAUUCACUGGUCGGGGAGGUGGGCUUGGAUCGAUCAUUUCGGCUGCCACAAGGCCCAAGGGCCAUGACCGGCGAUGUCACAAACAAGACUGGUGGUUCAGAUGAGGACUAUACCCCCGGAACCCGCGAAGGGAGACCGCUCUCGCCCUACCGCGUCAAUAUUGAUCAUCAGAAGGCGAUCUUGAAAGCUCAAUUCGAGCUCGCUGCAAAGCUACGGCGCCCGCUUUCUGUGCACAGCGUCCAAGCUCAUGGCUUGGUGUUUGACCUUCUACAAGCGAUGUGGAAAGGCUACGAGAAGCCAUCCAAGAAAGAAAGAAAGAGGGCUCUGAGCGCUCCAAAGGCCCAUCAUAGCGACGACAGUCCCAACACUGGUAACCAAGACAAGACAUUCCCAUUUCCGCCACGAAUCUGCAUGCACUCCUACUCCGGGCCUCCUGAUGCGUUGAAACAAUUUCUCGCCCCUACCGUGCCGGCGGAAAUCUACUUCUCCUUUUCGGCGGCCAUCAAUUUCUCAAAUUCUUCGACCGCAAAGGUCACCAGUGUCAUCAAAGCGGUGCCAGAUAACAGAAUUCUCAUUGAGAGCGACCUACACUGUGCGGGGGAAACAAUGGACGGGCUUCUUCUGGAGAUUAUACACAAGGUUUGUGAGGUGAAGGGGUGGGAUGUGCGAGAAGGAGCCCAGCGACUGAAAGCGAAUUGGGAGAACUUCAUCUUUGGGUCGAGUCCCAAAGGUCAGAGCUCCUGGACUCGCACGGAACCUGUAUAA